AUGAAUUCAUUAUCAAAUAAUGGGGAUAAUAAUAAUACUAAUUCCUCAAAUAAAUCACAACAAGGAACACCACAACAAUUGAAUUCAUCAACUCAAGGUUCAUAUGCAUCAAUAAUAAAAGCAGAAGGAAGUUAUACUACUUAUUCCAAUCCAAAUAGUGCUAAUAAUGGUAACACUUCUCAAAGAAAUACUUAUGUGCCGAGUUCAGGACAAGAUCCUAAAGAUAAUCAACAACAACAGCAUCAACAACAACAAUCUUCAUCACUAUAUAAUCAAUACCAACCACAGCCGUUAAAUUAUCUUGGGCAAGAGGUAUAUAAUCCAAAUUCGACUCAUCAACAAACUCAACCACAAGGAGAUUAUGCACAUUUACAAAAUCAACAAUACACUUUGCAACAACAACAAAGACCUAAUCAACUACUAUCUCAACAUCCAGGUGCUAUUCCAAAUCCUAAUCAACAAUAUCCUGCUCCUGAUUUAAAUUAUCAAAAUCAUAAUGAUCAACAACAUCCUCAACAAUGGGAUGGAUAUCAACAACCACAACCACCACAACAACCUCAACAACAAUCACCACAACCAGUAGAUGAAAAACCAAAAAGACAAGGUAGAAAACCUGGAAGAAAACCACGUGCAUCAAAGAAGAAUAAUCAAGAUACAAUUAAUAACUCAUCAACAGAUUAUCAAAAUCAACCAAAUUCUGCAUCAAGUAUUCCAAGAUCAAUUAAUACUCAACAAAACCAACCGCCACAACAAUUGCCACCUCAUUUACAACAUCAACAACAACAACAUUUACAACAUUUACCACCACAUCAACAACAAGCUCAUUUACAACAAUUACCACCACAUUUACAACAACAUCCUCAACAUCAACAACAAACUCCUUUACCACCACAUCAACAACAACAACAACCUCAUCAAAUCCCUCAAAAUCAAGAUUUUCAUGAUCCAUCGUUAACAACCCCAACAAACAAAUUAAUAACAAAAAGAUCAAGAAUGGGAUGUUUAACAUGUAGACAAAGGAAAAAAAGAUGUUGUGAAACAAAACCAAAAUGUACAGAAUGUUCAAGAUUAAAAUUAAAUUGUAUUUGGCCAAAACCUGGUACUGAGCAUAAAAAUAAACCAAAAGAUCAAAAAGAUGAUGAAAAUACUAUUGAUCAUGAAAUUUAUGGUAGAAUUAAAGUAUUGAGGGGUAUAGUUGAAUAUAGAUCUUAA
This is a messenger RNA of Lodderomyces pseudojiufengensis, 1212 nucleotides long. RefSeq names its product Zn(II)2Cys6 transcription factor CZRF1 (gene CZF1). NCBI's taxonomy places the organism in Eukaryota, Fungi, Ascomycota, Pichiomycetes, Serinales, Debaryomycetaceae. Gene Ontology annotation, biological process: regulation of DNA-templated transcription. The record is from RefSeq and is a predicted model, not a curated record. Bases 1 to 1212 code for a protein of 403 amino acids. Gene Ontology annotation, molecular function: zinc ion binding; DNA-binding transcription factor activity, RNA polymerase II-specific. The transcript has a single exon.